Messenger RNA from Hydractinia symbiolongicarpus, 1904 nucleotides. Its product is annotated as ankyrin-3-like. NCBI's taxonomy places the organism in Eukaryota, Metazoa, Cnidaria, Hydrozoa, Anthoathecata, Hydractiniidae. Gene Ontology annotation, cellular component: nucleus; cytoplasm. Gene Ontology annotation, molecular function: protein binding. The transcript has a single exon. The record is from RefSeq and is a predicted model, not a curated record. Bases 360 to 1466 code for a protein of 368 amino acids.
AAUGCUGUUAUCUUUUUGUUUAUUACAGAAUAACGUUCGAUUGACAUCUCAACAACAAUAUUUUGUUGUUGUUGUUGGUGGUGGUUUAUAAAGUGAUUUAAAGUCGUGGAAAUUUUUAUUUGAAGUUUCAAUUUUGAAACUCAAUCAUCAAACAACUAUCAAUUUAUCAACUAAGGUGGAGAGUGAUGAGAUGGAGAGUAAUUGAUCAGUCAUGAAGAAUGCAUGGUUAAAAAAGCAUUUACAUCUUAAUUAGUUAUUCCCAUAGGAUCAAACGAACAUUUAUAACCACGACAAGAAAAAAAGGAAAAAUGAAAACAAAUAAGACUCACUGGCAAGAAUUUACUUGUUAACUUUUGAGGAUGUUACGGAAGCGACUUGGUAAGCAAAUGAAAUUGCUUUCAGUACUGAAAGCCAUCGACCAAAAUGACAUCGAUAAAGUUCGACAAAACGUGGUAAAAAUGAACAAUCUAAAUCAGCACAUCUCCAUAGCUUACGGUGCAGAUACUACCUUGCUAUGUCGAGCAGCAAGGAACGGUUAUGUAGACAUCGUCAGACUGUUAGUUAAUCAAAGAGCUGAUGUGAAUGUGUCGGAUGGAGAAAAUAUUUUUCCAUUAGAGAUCGCUACAGAACUAAAUCAUGUAGCCGUUACGAAAGAGCUCCUCAGUAGAGGCGCAAAUAAGAAGUUCUCGAAAGCAACGUGUAUACACCUCGCAGCUGCGAACGGUCAUAUUGAAAUUAUUAAAAUUCUUCAACAAUAUACCGAUAACAUCGAUAUACAGGACGAGAGGGGUGAUACUGCUCUUCACCGUUGUGUUCAAUAUGGUCAUCACGAGGUAGCAAAAGCAUUACUUGACCAAGGUAUUAACGCUAAUAUUCAAAACUACGAUGGAAACACAGCACUCCAUCUAAGUUGCUUUAGAAGACAAGUGAGUACAGUUAAUAGUUUAAAAUGUGCAAAAGUUCUACUUGAUUAUGGCGCACAAAUUGACUUGCGCAACUACGAUGGAAACACACCCGAGGAAGCCGCGUACGAUAAAAGUCUCUAUAAUCUUAUAACCGGGCAGAGAAGAGGACCUGACAGAUCUAUUUCGAUUUCAAAAUCCCUCUCAUCUCCGACAAAAAACCCACAAAACAGUGCAGUUGAGCUAAAUCAAAUUUCUGUGGAACAGUCAGGAGGAGAGCGUAAAGAGACACCUAAAGUUAAAUUAAUCAAACUAGAAGGUGAAAUCGAAACUUGUCGAAAUAAGAUCGCGUACCUAAAAAGCGAUAUUGCGACACAAGAAGAACAUAUAGAAAAACAGAAAAAACGUCUAAAAAGAAAAGAGAAAGCGUUAAGAGAAAAGAUAAAACAACGAGAUAUACUAAAAGAAAAAAUCUUCCAAUCAGAAAACGAUACUGGCUUGGUGUUAUCUAUGACACGAUGUUUCCAACGACCAGUGAGUUACUUGCUUUCCUGCUUUACUUAGACACAUCUAAGAGGGGUUUUCGUUGGAGAGAUACCUAGCUAUCAGUGGCCACACAGACUAAGCUGUCAAAAAGAAAAAUUUCAUUUCAAGCACUUCCCGCUUGAUGCAAAUUCAAAUCUGCUGUUUCAAAUUUUUACACAAAAUUAGGCUAGUAUGUGACGAGACAUAUAUUUGUAUACUGCUGUAAAUAUUGGAGUUAUCGUCCUUGUGUGUGGGGAGAUUUUGUAUAAUUUAUACUUGUAUAAUUAACUUUUAAAUUAUCUCGUUCAUAUAAAAAAAUCCAAUCCAAAAGAAAAUCCAACAUAUCAAAAAAGUCUCAUCCUCUAUAUUGGCUUAACAAUAAAAAACAUGGUUAGCGCUGGAGACCACGGGAGGGGUUGGGGAGAGGUUUAAUUAAUUAACAAAAAGAGUGUCUAAUUUAAAUAAUCGAUGCAUGAC